AUGACCCAGUCCCAAGUCCACGAGAGCGGCGACUCUCCCGUCGCCUCGAUCGAGGAGUUUACCACCACUCCCUUCGACUUUAUCGUCUGCGGCGGUGGAACAGCUGGGCUGGCCAUCGCCGCCCGUCUGAGCGAGAUUUCGAAUGUCAAUGUCGGGAUUGUAGAGGCAGGAAAAUACCGCAUCGGCGACCCGCUCAUCGAGACGCCUGCGACGUUCAUGCAGAUGUUUGAGGACCCAGAGUACGAUUGGUGUCUGUUUACAGCGCCACAGGAAGCGAACAACGGCAAGGUCCAUCAUAUACCGCGCGGAAAAGUCCUCGGCGGAUCCAGUGCAAUCAAUUACUUGAUGUAUGUACGGGGAUCGCUGCAGGACUACGAUGACUGGGCCGCGCUUGUCGGUGAUGAGGGGUGGUCAGCUGCAAACAUGAAGGCGUAUAUGCGCAAACAUCAGGCUCAACCGGUCAAUCCAGAGUCCAAGGCGGCAGCAUCUCCCAUCGCCCCUGAGCACCACGGUACGACCGGCCCCAUUCGAACGAGCUUCAAUGAGUCAAACCUGCCCAUCGAAACCGACUUUGUCAAGGCUUGCGCCGAGACGGCGAACUUGCCAAACAUGCCUAUUGACGCUUGGAGCGGAGACCAUAUCGGGUUCUACCAUACCCUGGGCGCUGUCGCCCGUACGGGUCCGAACCGCGGCAAACGAAGCUACGCCGGGAUCGAGUAUUACGAAGCGAACAGGUUGCGGCCAAAUCUCAAACUUCUCUGCGAAGCGCGUGUUAACAAAGUCAUUCUCAACGGCACCAGGGCUACCGGUGUCAGUAUAACAUUCCGAGGUCAGGAGUACACCGUCUCCGCAAGUCGCGAGGUCAUCGUUUCUGGCGGGACCAUCCAGUCCCCUCAGAUUCUCGAGCUAUCCGGCAUUGGCGACCCAGAAGUUCUCGCUGCCUCCGGCGUCCAGUGUCUGGUUGAGAACCGCGCUGUCGGUGCUAACGUACAGGACCACAGUGUCAGCCUGAUAAGCUGGCAGAUGCAACCCGGUGUGGUGACCAGCGACACACUGGGCCAGGUCCCUGAAGCCGCAGCUGCAGCACUGCAUCAAUACGCAGAAUCCCGCACAGGUCCAUUGAGCUCAAUUGGGAGCACACAGGGUUUCAUCCCCGUCAAGAGUAUCCUCUCAGACGCCGAGCUCGCCGAGAUCGUGCAGAGUAUCCGUGAUAUCAAGCCGAGUAGUGCCUUCCAUGAAAAGCAGCUGCAGCAAGUCAUCGCUCAUCUAGAAAGCGAGACCUCAGCGAACUUGCAGGUUGUCUUCCUUCCAUGCAGUGUCCAUGAGAAUGGUGUUGAGCACCAGCGUGGCCUGUUCACGCCGCCGCCAGUAGGAGAGCCGGUUUGUGUCUCGGCCGCGCCGUGUCUGCAGUACCCGGUUUCACGGGGAUCUAUCCAUAUCAAUAGCAACGAUCCCUCGGUCCCGCCCACUAUCCAACCAAACUACAUCAGCCACUCCGCAGACGUCGCACUCCUGGCUGCGUUCCUUAGUUGGAUAGACAGAGUUGGACACGCUGCACCUUUUGCAUCCUCAGUCUCCCGCCGCAUCUUGCCCAAAUCGUCGCUUGACCUGCAAGAUUCCGAACAGGCGAAGCGUGCCAUCCACGACACCGUGAUCGGUGAGUACCAUAUAUGCGGCUCGGUCGCGAUGGGGGAUGCGCUGGACUCCAGGUUGCGAGUUAAAGGAGUAGAGGGUCUUCGCGUUGUAGAUGCAAGCGUGUUUCCCAACAAUGUGUCUGGUAAUAUAAUGAGUAGUGUCUAUGCGGUUGCGGAGAAGGGUGCGGAUUUGGUGAAGGAGGAUCACGGGCUGCUCUAG
Aspergillus nidulans FGSC A4 is the source of this 1854-nucleotide messenger RNA. Its product is annotated as GMC family oxidoreductase. The coding region runs from base 1 to 1854 and encodes 617 amino acids. Gene Ontology annotation, molecular function: flavin adenine dinucleotide binding; oxidoreductase activity, acting on CH-OH group of donors. The record is from RefSeq and is a predicted model, not a curated record. Lineage: Eukaryota; Fungi; Ascomycota; Eurotiomycetes; Eurotiales; Aspergillaceae. The transcript is spliced from 3 exons.